AUGGGUGGGUGCUUAUCUAGCGAUAAGGCGACGAAAGAGGAGCAAAGACCCAAUAGGAACGCACUCCCGUCAGGCGGCGAGCCGCCUAAAGUUUCCGCGGGUGCGCCCGCUCCAGAAGCAGGAAGCCAGCAGCAGCAGCAGCUGCAGCAGCAGGAGCAGCAGCAGCAGCAGCAGCAGCAGCAGCAGCAGCAUUCUGAGGAUCAAUGGCGGUUGCAGCAGCAGAAAGAGCAGGAGGCUCUUCAGCAGAAGCAGGCAUACGAGGCUCAGCAAAUGCAGGAGCAGCAGCAGUUACAGAUGCAGCAGCAGCAGCAAAUGCACUACCAGCAGCAGCAGAUGCAAAUGCAGCAUCAGCAACAACAAAUGUACAUGCAGCAACAGCAGCAGCAGCAGCAGCAGCAGCAGCAGUAUGGGGCAGAUCAGCAAGGGUAUAACCCUCAAUACGGUAUGCAACAACAGGACCCCAGGUACAUGCAACAACAGCACAUGCAGCAGCAGCAGCAGCAGCCCCCGCCUAUGAAUCCCUACCAGCAGCCCCCGCACCUAGCCCCUCCUCUUCCGCCAGGCUUCCAACAACCCGCCGCGCCUAUUCCCCCCCGCGGGUUACGACAAGUGAACGAGGAGGAGGAAGUUAACGACGGGCAGGGGGGUUGGGGAGGCGGAGCGCCCGCGGGAGCAGCAGGCGGGGGAGGAGUUAUUGGGUAUCAGGAACAGCCGGCGGAGCUACAGGAAUAUUCGUACCAGGAUUUAGUCGACGCGACGGAGGAUUUUCAGGAACAUUCGGUGCUGGGAGAGGGGGGGUUCGGAAAGGUUUAUAAGGGGUACGUUUUGGACCGGUUUCCCGUGGAAGGCGGGCCGCCUGUGACGGCGACGGUGGCGAUUAAGAAGCUGAACCCGUCGGGUUACCAGAGCAAAGUGGAGUGGAUGAGGGAGAUCCUGGUGCUGGGGAAGCUGAACCACCCCAACCUGGUGCGGCUGAUAGGGUACUGCGCGGAGCUCGAGGAGAUGCUGCUCGUCUACGAGUUCGUCCCCCGAGGCAGCCUCGACUACCAUCUCUGGCCGGCCCCCAACGUGCCCGCGGACCCCCUGCCGUGGCAAGCGCGACUGCGCAUCGCCCACGACGCUGCAUGUGGCUUGGCGCAUUUGCACGCUAGCAACUUCAUUCAUCGCGACUUUAAGGCUCCCAACAUUCUCAUUGCCGAGAAUUACGCGGGCAAGUUGACGGAUUUCGGGCUGGCAAAGGACGGGCCGGAUGCAGGGCAGACGCACGUGUCGACUCAGAUCAUGGGCACCAUGGGGUACCUUGACCCUCGAUAUGCUGAGACAGGCCAGCUGACAGUGAAGAGUGACGUGUAUGCCUAUGGGGUGGUCCUCUUAGAGCUCCUCACAGGCAAGAAGGCAAUGGGAAUCAGCCCUGGGGGCAAGCCCAAGACCCUCACCUCCUGGGCGCGCCCGUACCUCAACAAGGCUCGGCCGGACCUGGAGUCCCUUGUCGACCCGAACCUGAUUGACCCGUUCCCGGAGAAGGUGGCUCGGACGCUGGCGAUUUCGGCGAAGCACUGCAUUCAGGACGACACGAAUAUGCGACCCAUGAUGAGUGAUAUUGUCGACACUCUCCGGCCCCUCAACACCGCUAUCAACGGCCGCCGUUAA
This is a messenger RNA of Closterium sp. Naga37s-1, 1650 nucleotides long. The record is from the annotation of a GenBank genome assembly. Lineage: Eukaryota; Viridiplantae; Streptophyta; Zygnematophyceae; Desmidiales; Closteriaceae.